AACCUGACAGAUCCUAUGUUCCGUGGGGUUUACGGAGGCUCACAAAAACAUCAAGAUGAUUUACAAAUCGUAUUGGAUAGAUCUUGGAAGCAGGGCUUGCAAAAGAUGAUCAUCACUGUGGGUACAUUAAAUGAGGCAGACGAGGCAUUGGAAAUGGCGCACAAAGAUGAUAGACUCUUUGUAUCCAUGGGUUGUCAUCCCACACGUUGUGGUGAAUUUCUACCCAACCCCGAAGAAUAUUAUCAAGGACUGCGAAAUAAAAUUGCCAACAAUCUGAAUAAAGUUAUUGCCAUUGGUGAAUGUGGUCUGGACUAUGAUCGCCUGCAUUUCUGUGAAAAAGAUACACAAAAAGUGUAUUUCGAAAAGCAACUAUCUUUGGCAGAAGAAUUCAAAUUACCACUCUUUCUACAUUGUCGUAAUUCUCAUGAAGAUUUUAUAGAAAUCUUAAAAUGCAAUAAAGAUAAAUUAGAUGUGUGUGGUGGUGGUGUUGUGCAUAGCUUUACGGGGACAUUGGAAGAGGCACAAAGUGUUAUCGAUUUUCAUCCAAAUUUAUAUAUUGGCAUUAAUGGUUGUUCCCUGAAGACGGAGGAAAAUUUGCAAGUCAUUAAACAGCUGCCCAACGAUCGUAUUAUGUUGGAAACCGAUUGCCCAUGGUGUGGCAUCCGGCCAUCUCACGCUGGACAAAAAUAUGUGCAAACGAAAUUUCCAACCGUCAAGAAGAAGGAGAAAUGGACGGCUGAAUCAUUGAUUGAUGGUCGAUGUGAACCGUGUCAAAUAAGCCAAGUUUUGGAAGUUAUUGCUGGUGUUAAAAACGAACCUGUUGACAAAUUAGCCGAUAUUUAUUAUGAAAAUACAAUUAAAUUGUUUUUCUCAAAGGAAAAAUAA
Musca vetustissima is the source of this 885-nucleotide messenger RNA. Its product is annotated as deoxyribonuclease TATDN1. Bases 16 to 885 code for a protein of 289 amino acids. Gene Ontology annotation, cellular component: cytosol. The transcript is spliced from 3 exons. The record is from RefSeq and is a predicted model, not a curated record. NCBI's taxonomy places the organism in Eukaryota, Metazoa, Arthropoda, Insecta, Diptera, Muscidae. Gene Ontology annotation, molecular function: 3'-5'-DNA exonuclease activity.